GAUCUAGAGUACUCUAGCGAAAACAUGCAAGCAACCAAACCGUAGAGAAGUGUAGUAGGCAAGGCUGGUCGCUAAUGCGUGCACCUGGACAGUCGUAAUCGGACUGUGCGUGAACGAACUAAAAAGGCGCAACAAACUGUUGGAGUCGCUAGUCAGUACAAAACUGAAGCGGCCUUUGCCCUUUUGUGACUGUCAGCACAAGCAACAAGUCCAAACUGUUGAGCACACGAUCCAUCCAAGUCGACAUCCUACUGCUGAUCGAUCGCGAGCUUGUCAGGUUCUUCCCAUCCAACGUGCACAGCUCCUAUCACGGCAAAGCAAAGCACCAGCAGCGUACGAGGACAAGGCCUGAAUUUGUUCCCAGCAAUGCACACCACGGCAACAGCAUUCACUGCCAAGAGAGUGAGCGAGCGAGCAGAGGCAGCGCAGCAAUGGCGGCGGCAAUAGUACUCUCCGGCCAGGUGCGGCCGCUUCCCUCGUCGCUGCCCCUGUCCCUGCUGCUGCUCCUCCUCCUGUGCUGCUCCGGCACCUCGUGGGGAUGGAGCACGUCCCGGGGAGGAGCCGCCAGGGAGUGCGGCUUCGAUGGCAAGCUGGAGGCCCUGGAGCCGCGCCACAAGGUGCAGUCUGAGGCCGGCUCCGUCCAGUACUUCAGCCGGUUCAACGAAGCCGACCGGGAGCUCACCUGCGCCGGCAUCUUCGCCGUCCGCGUCGUCGUCGACGCCAUGGGCCUCCUGCUCCCUCGAUACUCCAACGUCCAUUCGCUUGUCUACAUCGUCCAAGGGAGAGGGAUCAUUGGGUUCUCGUUUCCGGGAUGCCAAGAGGAGACCCAGCAGCAGCAGUAUGGAUACGGAUAUGGAUAUGGACACCAUCACCAUCAGCAUGACCACCACAAGAUCCACCGAUUCGAGCAGGGCGACGUGGUGGCCAUGCCGGCCGGCGCCCAGCACUGGCUGUACAACGACGGCGACGCGCCGCUUGUGGCGGUCUACGUCUUCGACGAGAACAACAACAUCAACCAGCUCGAGCCUUCCAUGAGGAAAUUCUUGCUGGCUGGGGGCUUCAGCAAGGGGCAGCCCCACUUCGCCGAGAACAUCUUCAAAGGGAUCGACGCCCGGUUCCUGAGCGAAGCCCUGGGCGUCAGCAUGCACGUCGCCGAGAAGCUGCAGAGCCGGCGUGACCAGCGAGGCGAGAUCGUCCGCGUGGAGCCGGAGCACGGCUUUCACCAGCUGAAUCCGUCGCCGUCGUCGUCGUCGUUUUCGUUCCCAUCGUCACAAGUCCAGUACCAAACGUGCCAGCGCGACGUCGACAGGCACAACGUCUGCGCCAUGGAGGUGAGGCACAGCGUCGAACGGCUGGACCAGGCCGACGUCUACAGCCCUGGGGCUGGGAGGAUCACACGCCUCACCAGCCACAAGUUCCCCGUCCUCAACCUCGUACAGAUGAGCGCGGUGCGGGUAGACCUGUACCAGGACGCCAUCAUGUCGCCGUUCUGGAACUUCAACGCCCACAGCGCCAUGUACGGCAUCAGGGGCAGUGCAAGGGUCCAGGUCGCCAGCGACAACGGGACCACGGUGUUCGACGACGUGCUCCGUGCGGGGCAGCUGCUCAUCGUACCCCAGGGCUACCUCGUCGCCACCAAGGCGCAGGGAGAAGGCUUCCAGUACAUCGCCUUCGAGACGAACCCUGACACCAUGGUCAGCCACGUCGCCGGGAAGAACUCCGUCCUGAGCGACUUGCCGGCCGCCGUCAUCGCCAGCUCGUAUGCCAUCUCCAUGGAGGAAGCUGCAGAGCUCAAGAACGGUAGGAAGCAUGAGCUGGCUGUGCUUACUCCUGCUGGCAGUGGCAGCUACCAACAAGGUCAAGCUGGCAGCGCCCAACAGUAGGCACAACCUCAGAGUGAUCUGCCUGAAUAAGUACUCGUAGACUGUAAUAAUUAAACAAAGCUUGCUCAUGGUUAAACUGCGUGUUGAUUAGUCUUUCAACUACAUAGCUCUAAAGUUUUUGAUACACCGAGUGAUUUGCCAGGAAAAAAAUGAGCAGAUUGUUGUAAGCAAAACAUGUUUGUUAUGGCUAAACUGCAUGUCUACCUGGAUUUGUAUUUUUUUUCAA
This is a messenger RNA of Zea mays, 2109 nucleotides long. RefSeq names its product legumin 1. The coding region runs from base 432 to 1883 and encodes 483 amino acids. Lineage: Eukaryota; Viridiplantae; Streptophyta; Magnoliopsida; Poales; Poaceae. The record is from RefSeq and is a predicted model, not a curated record. Gene Ontology annotation, molecular function: nutrient reservoir activity. The transcript has 4 exons.